Messenger RNA from Funneliformis geosporum, 585 nucleotides. The record is from the annotation of a GenBank genome assembly. NCBI's taxonomy places the organism in Eukaryota, Fungi, Glomeromycota, Glomeromycetes, Glomerales, Glomeraceae.
AAGGUGGACCAGUUCUUGAAUCAGUUCAUCAGCAAAUGAAACAUCAUUUUGAAGAACAUGGAACCAUGGAUUGUUUAUUUGACCAAGUUGAGGACUUAGAAGAUAAAGAAAUUAGACCUUAUCUAACCAAAACUUACCGAGAUUACCAAACUGCUAAAAAGCAAGACCUAACUGCUGAUUGCUUACAUGAUGACAAAAUAAAAUUCACUAAUGCGGUUAGUUCAGAAAUAGAUAGCAAAAUAUUCAUCAGCGAAUUAUUCCAAAAUCUACAAUUAACUUGCCAAGAAACAGAAUUAGAGAAACUUUUUAAGAAAGAACAUUUUCAUUUCGUUCAAAAUCCUUAUACUAUAGAAAAAAUCAAAAAACUGGUAAACAAUCCCUAUCUUGACUAUAACAAACUUUGCCAAAUCCCUUUGGGAAAAGAACCGCGAUUAUAUGGCAAUCUCCAAAAACUUAAACACACUAACCUUUACCUUUUUAAAGCCCUAAUUUUUGACCCUAAUCACCUAAUUUAUGAGGGAACUAAAUUCAAUAAGUUAAAGAAUAUGACUUGUCUAUUUAGUGAAAGUAAUUGUUCAGAAACCU